UUUCUUAGUUCAUGCCCCAUCUCCUAGCAUUCUACAGGCCCUACAAAACACCAUUGUCCUGCCAAAAGAUUAGGUCAGCUCUGGAUACCAGUUAACUCGUUGGCAGAGACAUACCUCCCUGUCACUAACAAAGGGGUUAGGGUUCAAUCUGAUGUGUGUGUGUGAGCGUGCUUGCGCGUGUGUGUUUUUGUGUCAAUGGGAUUGUGUACGUCAACGAUGACCUUUGCCUCUGGUUUAUCUCUUCUCUCAGAGUUCAGUCAGUCCCACUGAUUCCUAGAUUCACAUAUUGUAAACAUCAAAUAUUACAUUCUUUACUAGAUAGUGUAUGUUGCUAUCUUAAUCACAAUGAGGAGAUAGAGUUUUAGUCGAGUGAGUGUAUUAGCACAAAAAAAUGUGCUAAUGUGAGCAUUUAGACAGCUGUACUAUCUGAAAUGAGUCAAAGGUCAGAUUUUGUUGAUCCUUCACUGAUUGUGGGGAACAGUGUAGGGGACAUCUUCAUCCUAGUUUAGAGAUCAGAGGUGGAGGAAGCUUCUACAUACCUUCUUAUCCUGACUGAAUAGGAUCUCCCUGCUUAGAAAGUCAUUGCUCUCUCUCUCGUUCUCUCUCAUCUCUGAUCCUCCUAGUGUCUCUAUCUCGACUAACUGCCUAAGAUCCCAGAUCAUUGUUCCCUAGAUAAACUGUAAGUCUGUAUCUAUCCCCUUACAGCGUCUGAUUACCAACACGCCACAGACCUGGAGGUUUAUUCCAGGUCUGGGACCGGAAUAGAGACAAGGGGAGGGAGGGGCCAGGGCUGGAGGCAAGCUGGGCUGGAGGGCUGGGCGGCGGGCGGGCAUGUGCCUCUGGGUAAUCCCCCCUUAAAUAGCCCCAGGAAGGGAUCCAGGGCAGUGCAGUUAACACCGUGGGAGCGCUCUGAGCCGACACACUGUCCCACACACUCCUGGACGCGCAACACAGGAGAGGAGGGAGAGGACUUUGAGACUUAUCCAGAGUGGAUCCUGGGACUAUAGCUGAAAAAGUGGUCCAGGAUGAACUUUGCCGCCCAGUUCAUCUACGCCAACUAUAUCAGAGAUGGAUCGCCUAACAGAGUGGGAUUCAGCGAUAGUGAUGAUAAUGACCCCUUCUGGCAGAGGUGGGACUCUACAGAUUCAUCACCAAUCCCCUGCACCCCAUUAGACACAGAGGGAUUUCCCACCCGAGCCCUGGCUGUAGACGUACCCCCCCAACACCCUAAGGAACCAAAUACUCCCACUGCCGCUUCUCCUGUAGUGACUCCUGCUGUGGCUCCUACUGCACCUCAUGUUGCACCUCUUCCUGUUCUCCUUCAUCCUUGUUCUGCACCUCUUCUCUCUCCCCAAGGUCAACUAAUCCCACCGGCCACAACCUCCACUCUCCACCAUCUUCCUUCUCCUCGUGCAAGGAUAUCUACCAAGUCCUCUAGAGCGACCAGCAAACCACUUCCUCAUCAUCCAGCACUUCCUGUCCCCAAAUCUAACGGCAUCUCCGAUCCCUGUUGUUCUCCUCCUCCUCCACCUGAAACAGCACCUCCACCACCUCCACCUCGAGCUUCCCCUGCUCUCCCCAGGUCCACAGUAGUAGCCAAGGACCCCCUUAGAUGUGUCCCUGCCCCUGUGAUACCCUCUCCAGACCCGGGGAACAGAUUUCUCUUGCCAGCCUUCCACGUUCUGGUAUGCCUCCUCCUCCGCCUGGUUCUAUCCUUCAUCCUCUUCUUCCUCCCCAGCGAGGAGCAGCGUCUUGGGUCAACUAAACAGGGCUGCUCCACCUCUUCCAAGAGUACCUGCAACAAGGACGCCCCUGUUUGUAACGGGGUUGCGGGCGUGCGGCCCACCCUCAUCCACCCAGAGCGCCUGAAGGACUUUGGUAUUGAGGAGGAGGAGUGCCUCAAUGGCGAAGUCAAGACCAAGGAGACCAAGGUGGUGGGGGCCCCUGAGAUCCAGCUGAUGGACCCGCCCAAGACUAACAAGAAGAGAGGCAGCGAGAGCAAAGCAGUCACACCACCCAAGCCUGAAUACCUCCGCUUCGAUGACAUCAGUGCUGCGGCCUUCAAAAUCCAGUUGAGGAUGCAGAAGACCCCCUGCAUGUACUCCAGACUGUCCAAACAGUACGGCAUGGAGAUCUUCCUGAAGAAGGAACACCUCCACUACACAGGCUCAGUGAAGGAAAGAGGCGUUCUCUACGUGCUCACCUCCCUCAACCAGGAGCAGCAGAAGAAGGGGGUGAUUGUGGCUACAGACUGUAGCUUCUCCAUGGCCGUGGCCCACCAUGCAGUGGAGUUGAGGAUCCCAGUGUUUGUCAUCAUGCCAGCCAGCUGUGCCCAGCCCCACCUCAGGAUGUACCGUGACUACGGCGCCAUGGUAAUCUCCUACGGCAGCACGGCCAGGGACUCCCUGAACCACGCCCGCCACCUGGCCAAGGAGAACGGAUACCUCUGCCUGGAAGAGGAUGAUAGUGCUGUGUACUUGGCAGGRCUGGGCACAGUAGGCAUGGAGAUCUAUGAGCAGGUGCCCAAACUAGAUGCAGUCAUUGUGCCAGCUGGUGGGCAGUGUAGUCUACUGGUUGGCAUAGCAGCCGCCAUCAAACACCUCAACUCGCGCAUCACCGUCAUAGGAGUUGAACCAGAAGGAUUCUCGUUGCUAUUACAGUCCCUCAAAACAGGCAGCCCGGUAACUAGAGAACUAUACAGCACCCCCAACAAGAAGCUUUAUGGAGACCUAUUUGAGCACUCAAUGGGGACCCACACCUUCCAUCUGGCUAAGACAUUUGUGGAUAAAGUCAUCUCUGUCAGAGAGGAGGACUCUCUGGUAGCCAUGCUAAGGUUCCAGGAGUUUGAACACUCCAUGGUGGACACAGAGGGAGCCAUGGGACUGGCGGCCAUCUUGGCUGGUCAACUACCAGAGCUGAAGGGCAAAAGGGUAGCUGUGGUGGUCAGCAGUGCUAACAUGGAGUUGGACCUGAU
This is a messenger RNA of Salvelinus sp. IW2-2015, 2974 nucleotides long. The record is from RefSeq and is a predicted model, not a curated record. Lineage: Eukaryota; Metazoa; Chordata; Actinopteri; Salmoniformes; Salmonidae.